Molecule: messenger RNA, 366 nt
Organism: Glarea lozoyensis ATCC 20868
Lineage: Eukaryota; Fungi; Ascomycota; Leotiomycetes; Helotiales; Helotiaceae
Exons: 3
Coding region: 1-366 (121 amino acids)
Source: RefSeq, a predicted model, not a curated record
AUGACACAGAAGAGCAAAGCCUGCAACAAGGUUGUUUGCUGGGUAGGCGAAGCCAGCCACGAUGAUGCGAAGGUCCUGGACUAUAUGUUAAAAGAUAUUCUACCUCUGAGUCUGACCCAACCGGAUGAUGAGAUAAGCGACUGGGGGGGAGAGAAGAUUCCAGUAUUUCAGGCAAUAAAUACUGAUCAUGACGAGAAUGGACUGCUGGAAACUACCGAAUACCCCAGGCGGGAGAAGGAAGUCAUACGGCUGCGGAACCAGGAACAUUCUUCAGAAUCUCUUCGGACAGCCUUAUUGGAAAAGAGUGUGGAGAUAUCUGCAGCAGUAGACGUAGCUGUCGUUUAUGGCGAUGUUGAAUUCUCCUAG